CAACAGGAGGAGCCCGCGCGCAGGACCCAAGCCCCGCGCCCGCUGCGCCCCGCUGCCGCCGCUGCCGCCUCAGCCCGUGCGCCCCGCCGCCCGCGCGCCAUGGCCAAGGAAGGCGUGGAGAAGGCGGAGGAGACGGAGCAAAUGAUCGAGAAGGAAGCGAUCAAGGAGCCCGCGGAGGGCGGCGGCAGCGACGGCUCGCACCGCCUCGGGGAUGCCCAGGAGAUGCGCGCCGUGGUGCUGGCUGGCUUCGGGGGACUCAACAAGCUGCGACUCACCCGGAGGGCCAUGCCCGAGCCGCAGGACGGCGAGCUCAAGAUCCGCGUCAAAGCCUGUGGCUUGAACUUCAUCGACUUGAUGGUGCGACAAGGGAAUGUUGACAACCCUCCCAAGACGCCCCUGGUUCCAGGCUUUGAGUGUUCUGGGAUUGUGGAAGCGCUGGGGGACAGUGUGAAGGGAUACGAGAUUGGAGACCGUGUAAUGGCUUUUGUCAACUAUAAUGCCUGGGCAGAGGUGGUCUGCACCCCAGUGGAGUUUGUCUACAAGAUCCCGGAUGACAUGAGCUUCAGCGAGGCUGCCGCGUUCCCCAUGAACUUCGUGACAGCCUACAUGAUGCUCUUUGAAGUCGCCAACCUCCGGGAAGGGAUGUCUGUUCUGGUGCACUCAGCGGGCGGUGGAGUGGGUCAGGCUGUGGCUCAGCUGUGUUCCACCAUCCCCAAUGUGACUGUUUUUGGGACAGCUUCUACUUUCAAGCAUGAAGCAAUCAAAGACUCCGUGACCCACCUCUUCGACAGAAAUGCAGACUAUGUGCAGGAGGUGAAAAGAAUCUCUGCAGAAGGUGUGGACAUCGUCUUGGAUUGCCUGUGUGGGGACAACACAGGCAAAGGUCUUAGCCUUCUGAAGCCCCUUGGGACCUACAUUUUAUAUGGUUCUUCCAACAUGGUAACUGGAGAGACCAAGAGUUUCUUCAGCUUUGCAAAAUCAUGGUGGCAGGUGGAGAAAGUGAACCCCAUCAAGCUAUAUGAAGAGAACAAAGUCAUCGCGGGGUUUUCCCUCUUAAACCUGCUCUUCAAACAGGGCCGCGCGGGCCUCAUUCGAAGAGUGGUGGACAGACUCCUAGGGCUGUACAACCAGAAGAAGAUCAAGCCGGUGGUAGACUCCUUGUGGGCCCUGGAGGAGGUCAAGGAGGCCAUGCAGCGGAUCCACGACCGAGGAAACAUCGGGAAGUUAAUUCUGGAUGUAGAAAAGACACCUACUCCGCUGAUGGCCAACGACAGCACGGAGACCAGUGAGGCGGGGGAAGAGGAGGAGGACCAUGAGGGCGACGGUGAGAACAAGGAGCGGAUGCCCUUUAUCCAGUAAGCUAGGACCAGCUGGGAGGACGCGGAGGGCAGACCUUGUGGGAGAAGAGGACCAGCUGCGAGAACUCUUCUGUGCCCCGGUGAACAAACGCUGUAGUCCAGUGCGUGUCGUGUUUGUCUGCAGUCAGCUGAACUAAGAAGCUGUUGAUCCCUGUUGUUUUUUGGAAUUAAGUGCCAAUCCCAUUCCAUGCAGUAUUACGGCCCUUCCUGAUCUGUGUACUACAUACACCCUUCCCUCUCCCCUGUACCAAAACUACCCACCUCGGGGUCUUUCUCGUUGGCUGUAGGACACCCUUGCAAAUUAAUCCAAGCCUGUGGGAUAAGAGAAGGACACAUUUGGGUUGAAAGGUGUUGUCGCAGAGUACCAUGCAGGUCCUACCCUUCUGGCCGGUGACACUCUUCACCACCAGCUACCCAUGCCUCUGACCUGAGCAUUUGCCAAUUCAGCUGGCAGAAAGAGAGAAGGCCAGGAGAGGAGUUUGUGAGCCCAGAAAUGUAGAAACUCUCCAAAUAGUUCUUUUUUUUCUCUCCCUAUAUGAGGCACGUGGUGGUGCUCAUCCAACAAUCCUAAGGCCGUAGGUUUGAGCUGCUGUCUGACCCUGUGGGGCUGAGUCCUUUCACUGGUUCUCAUUCAUAAACACGGGGGCAGGACUGGGUUUCUUAGGAUAGAAGAUGCCUCAACACUGAGCAUGUGAGGAUGAGUCGCAGAGAUUUCUCCUCAAGGCCAGGAGCAUAUUCUCUCCACAUACAUAAUUCAUGUUAAGAAAACUCUUCGCGUGUAGGACCAAUUUAGAUGUCGUUACUAACACCCUCCCGUGUUUGCAUACACACCGUCAGUGUUGCCAAUUUCCCUAUUUUCCUUUCUAGUCACAAGCUGCCACCCUCCCCCAAAGAACUCCCUCCUAGGUCACAUGUGGGUUUGGAAAAUCCAGUGAGCUCUCUUUUGUCUUGCCAAAGCAUGUUCCAACAUGUGACAAUCCCUGGGGAUAAAAAGUUGCUCUUCAGCAUCUGCUGGAUGUGGGAUUCUCCCCUCAGAUACCCAGGAUCAUGGUGCCGAUUCUGUAAGGCCCCUGCUCCUUGUAAAUCAGGGACCAAACUAUUUGACUGCAUGCCCUGUUCAACUGUGCAGCUUCUAAAUUCCUAUGAGGCCCCACCCAGUGACCUUAGCCUGGUCUCCUGAGCUAGUUACCCUGGAGGAAGAGGAACCCUAGUGUGUCCACAAGAGGGCUCUUUGUUCCCUUUUUCCAGUCCUUCUGACCAAAGGGUUAAUUCUGUCACUCACAAAGCAAGCUAAGAAAGCAGAGGGGCCACAGCAUCCCAAGUUUCUUGUGUUAUGGAGGAGUAGGAGGGUCCCACACGCUCACGCGACUAGCAUUCUUGAAGGCCUAAGAGGCUUCCUGCAUCACCCAGUGUCUCCACCAAUAAGAUUUAGGGUGGACCUAGCUCUUCCCCCACAUGACGGGAACAAAUGCAUUUGGAAGAUUUCCUGUUUGAUUUCCCAAGUCUUUCUGUAACAAAUGUUGCUUCCUUCCCCAGGUUCUUUUUUCUUCUAAGCUUGUGAUGAUGACUUAUUUAUGCCAAAUAUGUAUAUGGAGGGAGUUUCUCUUUGUUGUGAAUGUACAUGUAUAACAUGAAGGUGAACAGGGGUGCUGAGAGUCGGUGAGCUGGAAGAUGACAGUUUUUCAGACAAGGAUACCCAGCUCAUCCUCUUCCUCCCUACCCCAGAGCUCACCAGUAUUCCAGUUCUGAGCCAUUCAAAGAGAUAAAGGGGUACUGAGCCCCCAACUCCUUUGUAAAAGGGUAUGUUUCUCCCAUAACUGCUGAAAGGGGCUCAGAAAAAGAACCACUGUCCAAGUAGUGUUCUUGUUAAGUAGGGCAGAAAGGGUACUUUCUAGGGUUGAAGGAGUCAAAAUUUACUGGCCCCCAUGAGGGUCCUUUGUCCCCAAGAGAGGGGGAACUCACCAUGUUCAGAAUCCAGAUGGUUCUUACAAUGUCCAGAGCAAACACUAAAAGGUCAGUCCGACCAAAUCUGCUUUUUAACCAGAAAAGAUAAUCCAGUAACCACACAUGAACCCAGCCAUCACCCUAUCCUGAGAAAUCAGAAAGAGGGACCUAGAGUUUGGCCAACAACAUCUAUUUCUGCUAUGAAGACUGAAGGGAGAAACCUUUCAAUGAAUCAUUCCAUGGACUCUCAUUUUAAGCACCUGCUUUUCCGGCUUGUGAUUGUUUUUAGGGAAGGAAGUAUAAAGAACGUUUCAGUUUGCCUUAAGGAACUGUGAAGGCUUCUCUGUAGGUUAAGCUUGAUGGGACUGAAACAUCGUCUACUGUGUUUGUGGCUUUAGAGCUUUUGUUAUAUUGUGCCUACCAAGCAAAUUAUGUUUACAUAAAAGAUAUAA
This is a messenger RNA of Octodon degus (degu), 3754 nucleotides long. It is a transcript of the gene Vat1l, whose product is annotated as vesicle amine transport 1 like. The transcript is spliced from 9 exons. The coding region runs from base 100 to 1359 and encodes 419 amino acids. Gene Ontology annotation, molecular function: oxidoreductase activity; zinc ion binding. The record is from RefSeq and is a predicted model, not a curated record. NCBI's taxonomy places the organism in Eukaryota, Metazoa, Chordata, Mammalia, Rodentia, Octodontidae.